Molecule: messenger RNA, 1654 nt
Organism: Egretta garzetta (little egret)
Lineage: Eukaryota; Metazoa; Chordata; Aves; Pelecaniformes; Ardeidae
Gene: RUNX1
Product: RUNX family transcription factor 1
Exons: 5
Coding region: 42-1106 (354 amino acids)
Biological process (GO): regulation of cell differentiation; hemopoiesis; regulation of transcription by RNA polymerase II
Cellular component (GO): nucleus
Molecular function (GO): RNA polymerase II cis-regulatory region sequence-specific DNA binding; ATP binding; DNA-binding transcription factor activity, RNA polymerase II-specific
Source: RefSeq, a predicted model, not a curated record
UGGCCUUGGGAGACGUGCCCGAUGGGACGCUGGUAACGGUGAUGGCUGGAAACGACGAAAACUACUCUGCAGAACUCAGAAACGCCACAGCCGCCAUGAAAAACCAAGUAGCAAGGUUCAACGACCUCCGGUUCGUGGGUAGAAGUGGAAGAGGGAAAAGCUUCACGCUGACUAUCACGGUCUUCACAAAUCCGCCGCAAGUAGCCACAUACCACAGAGCCAUCAAGAUAACGGUGGACGGACCUCGCGAACCCAGAAGACAUCGUCAGAAAAUAGAUGAGCAGACAAAGCCCGGGAGCUUGUCCUUUUCAGAGCGCCUGAGUGAACUGGAGCAGUUGCGUCGUACGGCCAUGAGGGUCAGCCCACACCACCCAGCCCCCACACCCAACCCACGAGCCUCCUUGAACCACACCACUGCUUUUAACCCUCAGCCUCAGAGUCAGAUUCAGGACACAAGGCAGGUACAGCCAUCUCCGCCAUGGUCCUACGACCAGUCCUACCAGUACCUGGGCUCCAUUGCCACCCCCUCCCUGCACCCCGCCACACCAAUAUCACCCGGCAGGGCUAGCGGCAUGACAUCCCUCACCGCAGAGCUUUCGAGCCGGCUGUCAAGUGCUUCUGACUUGACUGCCUUCAGUGACCCCCGGGUGGGAAUCGACCGCUCCUUCUCCGCGCUUCCCUCCAUCUCCGACCCUCGGAUGCACUACCCGGGAGCAUUCACCUAUACGCCGACGCCCGUCAGUUCAGGGAUAGGAAUCGGCAUGUCUGCCAUGUCCACAGCCACGAGAUACCACACGUACCUCCCGCCUCCCUACCCUGGCUCAUCGCAGGCCCAAGGCAGCCCAUUCCAGACCAGCUCGCCCUCCUACCACCUCUACUACGGAACCUCUGCCGGCUCCUAUCAGUUCUCCAUGAUCUCGGGGGGAGACCGGUCCCCCCCACGCAUCCACCCCCCCUGUACCAACGCCUCCACGGGAUCGACACUCCUCAACCCCAACCUCCCCAACCAAAGCGAUGUGGUUGAGGCAGAAGGGAGCCACAGCAACUCCCCCACUAACAUGGCGACCACAGCGAGGCUAGAGGAAGCGGUGUGGCGACCAUACUGAAAAAAUUUCGAGUAGUUAUGGGCCAGGACUAACGUGAUUUCCAUUUCCCGGUGCCCGUAGGUAUCCCAUAAACACCUGUCAUGCUUAUGGGCCCUGCCAUGUUCGUACAUCACUUUGAGAAGGAAACCCUCCAGAAGCCAGCGCUCCCAGGAGCGGUGGCAUGCAUUAGCCAGCCCCUGGCGAAGCGACUUCGCUCCAGCAAAGCAACCCUCGCAGGGGGCUGAGCUUCUGGAAAGGAGGACGCCUGAGUUGGUGGUCCAGAGGUAGCGAGGAUGGGUAGAAAAGUACCCCAUCUGUUUUCCAGGCCUGUGGCUUUCUAACAUGCCUGGGCUUGAAGGUCUCUACAGCCCUAAAGAGAGUUUCGGUUCACUUCUAUUUUUAAGACUUAAAACCUAAAAAAGAUCUUAGUGAGUUUACUGCAUCUUAUGGACAUAUUAACUGUAAGGAAGUAUAGGAAGAUUCCCAGAGGGAAACUGUGAACGCUUCUGUUUUAGCAAUGCUGUGAAUGAGAGGUUUUAUAUGUUGAACUUCAUUCUUUCUUCUUUUUU